AUGCUGAGGUCAGCAGCAAGGCUUUGCGGCCCUGGUACUAAAGGGAAGGAGCAUUGUAUAAGAAUAAUCCAGGAGCUCGCAGCCUACAAAGGGGGCGCCGGUUUUGAGAGGAUCUUAACGGGAGUCCUUUGGGAAGUGCAGCUGGAAGGGGACUCGAGCGAGGAUUACGUCAAAACACUCAUUGAGUACAACAUGAGCUGCCAGGCCCUAGCAUCUUUGACCGAGAGCAACGUGGCGGUGGAGCGCUGCUUGAAAGCGCUUGCAAAAAACAAAAGGCAGGUAGCCCAGCACAUUUACAAGAGGCUCUCUGAAAAUGCUUUGAAGGCGGCACGCGGUUACAAGAGAGGAUCAGAAGAUGGCCCUUCCUUCGAGAUGAUGGUUGUUGCACCUCUGGAGUGCCUGACCAACUUCGUACGAGUUUCCAGGAGUUUCCGGGACGCCAUAGAAAACAGCCUGGCGGAAAUUAGUAUGCCAGAAUCCCUAGGGUUCUUCUUGUCCGCUGAAUUCCUUGACGCUUUGUCGAAGAAGGAUGCAUUCGCUGUUCAGUAUCUCUUUUCCAGCAUAGCAGCGUCUCUUGCGCUCUACCCUGACAGCCAAAUUUGGGCCCUCGAUAAGGGCCUUCUCAAGAUGCUAGCAGCAGCUGUGGGAUGA
This is a messenger RNA of Klebsormidium nitens, 651 nucleotides long. The record is from the annotation of a GenBank genome assembly. Lineage: Eukaryota; Viridiplantae; Streptophyta; Klebsormidiophyceae; Klebsormidiales; Klebsormidiaceae.